AUGAGCUCAACAACUCAACAAAAAUCAUCAUCUUCACUUUGGAAAUGUCCUGAAAUGGUAUCCGAAGCACGACUUCGGCUUUAUAAUAGUUUUACCAAGAAAAAGGAACUUUUUGUUCCUAUAAACGGUAAUGAAGUACGUUGGUAUAGUUGUGGACCAACUGUUUAUGAUACAUCUCAUAUGGGUCAUGCUAGAUCAUAUAUUUCAUUCGAUAUUCUUCAUCGCGUUAUGGCUGAUUAUUUUGGUUAUGAUGUUCUCUAUUGUAUGAACGUAACGGAUAUCGAUGAUAAAAUUAUUAAACGUGCUCGAGAAAGACAUCUUAUUAAAAGUUAUAUGGAUGAUAGUUCAAUUACAAUUGAAAAAAUUCUUGAAGAUUGUCAACUUGCACUAAAACAUGUAAAAGAUGUUCGUUCACGUGAAACAGAUAAAGAUAAACAAGGAAUGUAUGACAAACAAAUUUCUACAGUAGAAACUUCAUUUCAAAAUAUUAAUACUUUAUCUGACAUUGAAGCUAAACGAAAAAAAUUAUUCGAUGAUUGUCAUGAUAUACUUUCAACAUAUUUAGAUUUUAAUUAUUCUCAUACAACGAAUCCAUUAGAUAAUGAAGUAUUUCUUGAAUUAGCUCGCCAUUACGAAUCAGAAUUUCAUAAUGAUAUGUCACAUUUAAAUAUUUUACCUCCACAUGUUUUAACACGUGUAAGUGAAUAUGUACCUGAAAUUAUAACAUUUAUUGAAAAAAUUAUUGAAAAUGGUUACGCCUAUGAAUCAAAUUCUUCAGUUUAUUUUGAUACAAUUAAAUUUCAUAAACAACAUGCAUAUGCUAAAUUAGAACCUGAUAGAAUGGGUGACAUUGCUGCAUUAAGUGAAGGUGAAGGAGCAUUAACAACAGCUUCAAAUACAAACAAAGAAAAACGAAAUGAAUGUGAUUUUGUUUUAUGGAAAAAGAGUAAAAUUGGUGAACCUGUGUGGCAGUCACCUUGGGGACAAGGUUCACAAUUUGACAUACAUACUGGUGGCAUUGACUUAAAAUUCCCUCAUCAUGACAAUGAAAUCGCUCAAUCAGAAGCUUAUUAUGAUAGUAAUACAUGGGUGAAUUAUUUCCUCCAUAGUGGUCAUUUAACAAUAGCUGGUUGUAAAAUGUCUAAAUCAUUAAAAAAUUUUGUAACAAUUCAACAAGCACUUGAAAAAUAUACAUCAAGACAAAUUCGAUUAUUAUUUUUAUUACAUUCAUGGUCGUCAACAUUAGAUUAUAGUGAUCAUGGUAUGGAAAAGUCUUUAAAUUACGAAAAAAUGCUCAAUGAAUUUUUUCUCAAUAUAAAAACACAUUUACGUUCAAUGAAACAAUUAAGUCAUUCAGGUGCUUAUACAAAAUUUGAUGAAAAUGAUCUACAAUUAAAUGAACGUUUUUCAAUGAUAAAAAAACAAAUUCAUAUCGCAUUAUGUGAUUCCAUUGAUACACCAACAGCCAUGGAAAAUAUACGUCAAUUAAUAACAACGACAAAUAUUUACAUGAACAGAACAAAUGCAAUUAUUAAUCGUCUUCUUUUACGUAAUAUUGCUGUUUAUAUAACACGUUUAGUUGAUAUAUUUGGCUUAAAUUCUUCUGGAUCAUCAAUGGAUGACAUUGGAUUUACUCGAUCAACUGAACAACAAACAUCAUCAGUUAAUGUCGAAGAUAUUGCUAUGCCAUAUGUUGAACAAUUUGCUCUAUUUCGUGAUGCUGUACGUACACAAGCAAUUGCAGUUAAGAAUAAAGAAAUUCUUACAUUAUGUGAUCAUGUACGAAAUGAAAUUUUACCAGAAUUAGGUGUACGACUUGAAGAUCAAGCGGGUACAAAUAAAGCAACAAUAAAAUUCUGUGAUCCAGAAGUAUUGAGACGCGAACGUGAGCAAGCAUUAUUAGUUGAAAAAAGUAAACAAGAAGAAAAAGAACGACGAAAAUUAGAACAACAAUUAGCUAAAGAAGCAAAAGAAGCUAAGAAAAAAACAACUAAAGAAAAAAAAAAUACUGAUUCAAAAACUUCAACACAACCAACUAAUGUUGAAAAUGUUACUAAUGGAGCAACAGCUACAAAUACUAUUGAAACUGUUACUGAUGGAGCAACAGCCAUGACUAAUGGUGAUUCUUAG
This is a messenger RNA of Rotaria sp. Silwood2, 2130 nucleotides long. The record is from the annotation of a GenBank genome assembly. Lineage: Eukaryota; Metazoa; Rotifera; Eurotatoria; Philodinida; Philodinidae.